AUGGAUAAGCGCCGAACUGUCGGUCAAGCUGAGAAGAGCGCCGGCGAAGAGGUUAAACAAGAAAUAACGAAUAGCGUCGUGGACAAGGACCGGAAGAAGGCGGCGUUUCUUACACUAGCGGGCGCACCCCUUUAUGAGUUACUAGUGUCGUUAGCAUCACCCAGGCAAGUCAGUGAUUUGGAAUUAACAGAAGUCUAUGAUAUAUUAACCAGUCACUUGGCACCCCGCCAAUCGGAGAUUGCUGCAUUCUACCAUUUCCACAAGCGUGAUCAGCAACCCGACGAGUCCGUCGGUAACUACAUGGCCACAUUAAGAAGCCUGGCGGUAGGGUGCAAUUUCGGACAGAUGUUGGAUCGCAUGUUGCGGGACCGAUUUGUGUGUGGCAUGCGCGACGCAGGUCUCCAGCGAAGCCUGCUAGCCGACCCCGAAUUGACGGUACAGCGGGCCAUAGAACGAGCCGUCACUAGUGAAGCAGCCGCUACGAGUGCGUUGUCGAUUCGAGGCGACAAUAUCCGACGCCUCGAGUCUUCGAGCAUCGAGUCCAUCCACGGGAUAAGUUCAAGUUGUGCGGGUUGUGGGGGUCGGCACGUCCGUAAGAAGUGUCCAUUCCGCAACGCCACUUGUCAUUCCUGUGGUCGAAAUGGCCACAUACGUCGGGCCAUCGCACGGACGCGUUCAUCAAAUAGUUCCGGUGGUCGAUCAUGCCAGUUCGAAGUCGAUUGCGGGUCGCCCGUCACCAUCAUGAAGGAAUCUUCGUAUCGAUACAUCUGGCCAAACGGUAAUCCCGAUCUCGUCAAGUGCCUCCUAAAGCUAAGCGACUAUCAACGUAACCCCAUUCCGGUCAAGGGAAUCACCGACACGUCAAUCUGCAAUCUGCCAUUGGUCGUCACGUCCGGCACCGUUUCUGGGACCAAUUUUUAUCACUCAUUCUUGCCCCAGAAAGCCACCAUUGCGGAGACAUUAGACUUCUAG
Drosophila bipectinata is the source of this 972-nucleotide messenger RNA. NCBI's taxonomy places the organism in Eukaryota, Metazoa, Arthropoda, Insecta, Diptera, Drosophilidae. The record is from RefSeq and is a predicted model, not a curated record.